GGUAUUUUUCCUCAGUUGGACUCUGACAGCAAACAACAAACGCUGCUUUCUUUUUUUUUUUCACACUUUACGCCUUAAUUUUGCCGACAUGAAUCGUAUAUUUGGUAGUGGUAAACCCAAAGCUCCGCCACCGAACCUGACGGACUGCAUUGGAAGCGUUGAUUCUCGGGCAGAAUCCAUUGACAAGAAAAUCGCCAGACUAGAUGCUGAACUUGUGAAAUACAAAGAUCAGAUGAAAAAGAUGAGAGACGGACCUUCAAAGAACAUGGUCAAGCAAAAGGCAAUGAGAGUUCUGAAGCAGAAGAGAAUGUACGAGGGCCAGAGAGACAAUCUCAUGCAGCAGUCGUUCAACAUGGAGCAAACAAACUACACAAUCCAAUCACUUAAAGACACUAAAACCACAGUUGACGCCAUGAAGCUCGGCCUUAAGGACAUGAAGAAAGCAUACAAGCAAGUGAACAUUGAUAAGAUUGAGAAUAUUCAAGAUCAGCUGGAGGACAUGAUGGAGGACGCCAAUGAGAUCCAGGAGGCGAUGAGCCGAAGCUACGGCACACCUGACAUCGAUGAAGAUGACUUGGAAGCAGAGCUGGAUGCUCUGGGAGACGAGCUCCUGAUGGACGACGACAGCUCUUACCUGGACGAGGCCUCGUCUGCUCCCUCCAUCCCAGAGGGUCUGCCUGGUGACAAGUCAAACAACAGGGAUGGCGUCCUGGUGGACGAGUUUGGCCUUCCUCAGAUUCCUGCAUAAAGCUGCAAUCAGAACCUGCAACAUGCUAGUUUUACAUGUAUCAUAGCCUUUUUUGUAUUUAUCCAAACAACACUCCUGGCCUUAGAGGACAUCAAUGAAACCACAGCUUCUUCUUUCCAGUGAAUGGUAGAAACUGUAAUGUAUAAUCAGGCAUCUUUAAUUGAAGGUUUUGAUUACUACUCUUUAUGUUGUGGUGAUUGUUGGAAUUGGGGCUCUUUUAUCUUUGUACAGUUUCUGCAGGACUGAGAUGCAAACAGCAAAAUAAAUUAUAUUUUUCAAACAAUA
Amphiprion ocellaris (clown anemonefish) is the source of this 1033-nucleotide messenger RNA. RefSeq names its product charged multivesicular body protein 5b (gene chmp5b). Gene Ontology annotation, biological process: late endosome to vacuole transport via multivesicular body sorting pathway; vesicle budding from membrane. The record is from RefSeq and is a predicted model, not a curated record. The transcript is spliced from 8 exons. The coding region runs from base 89 to 748 and encodes 219 amino acids. Gene Ontology annotation, cellular component: multivesicular body. Lineage: Eukaryota; Metazoa; Chordata; Actinopteri; Pomacentridae.